This is a messenger RNA of Doryrhamphus excisus (bluestripe pipefish), 1258 nucleotides long. The record is from RefSeq and is a predicted model, not a curated record. NCBI's taxonomy places the organism in Eukaryota, Metazoa, Chordata, Actinopteri, Syngnathiformes, Syngnathidae.
AGUCAGCAUCGGCGACUCGGGCUAGCUUAGCUUGUUAGCUGAGACCCCAAAACAAUCCUCUCCUGCUAAGCAGAGACCGAGUGUGAGUGUAAAGUGGGAUCGUGUGAAAAUGUGUCAAGUCCAAAUGCUGAGAGCGUUGGUGAAUCAGCGACUAACUGCGGCUGUUGAAGAAAUAUUUGUAGUGUUGGAAAGAACCAUAGCAGAGUACGAGGAGGAACUUUCUCGAACAAAAGAGGAGAACGAGCGACAACGUCAACUACUGGACGCCGUUUUCAGGAAGCAGGGCGGGGGACGACCCAAAGCAGAUGUCCAGCACAUUAAAGGUGAAGAAGAGGGAGAGCGUCUGGAAGGACCGGAGGAGUUCUCCGUGAUCGGCGUCCCUGUGAAGAGUGAAGAUGAUGAGGGCGAAGGUGAGGAGAAGAGAGAGGCGGAGCCUCCAAGCAGCAGCUCAACUCAACACAUGACAACAGAAGCCGAUGGAGACCACUGUGGAGGAUCACCAGCAGACAAGCUCUUAGCUCCACUAUCAGAUAGUGAGCACACGACGUCACACUCUCCUGACACUGAUGAUGAUGAUGAUGAAGACGCUCCAGCCGAUGUGACAUGUCGCCAUCAGUGCCCACAGUGUGACCAAAGCUUUAAUGACAGCAGUAACCUCAAAAGACACAUGAGAAGACACACCGGAGAGAAACCCUACAUCUGCUCCAUAUGUGGCAAAAGGUUCGCCCACAAGGGAAAUUUGACAACACACACAAGAACGCACACCGGAGAGAAACCAUAUUCCUGUUCUGUGUGCAACACACGUUUUAGUGACCAUUCCGUACUGAUUCGCCACAUGAGGAGACACACCGGAGAGAAACCUUUCACAUGCUCCGUGUGUGGCAAAGCUUUCCUUGUGAAGGGGUCUCUGACAUCACACGCGCGGACGCACACCGGAGAGAAACCCUUCAAAUGUCUGAUUUGCGGUAAGAACUUCUCUCAGAAGUCCCACUUGAGAACGCACACGAGAACCCACGCUGGGGAGAAACUCUACUCCUGCUCGGUGUGCAAGGCAUCUUUUGGACUCCAGGCUGCCUUGUUUUGGCAUAUGGCAACCCACAACUAACAUUUCCACCGUAUGGCAACCCACAACUAACAUUUCCACCGUAUGGCAACCCACAACUAACAUUUCCACCAUAUGGCAACCCACAAGGAACAUUUCCACCAUAUGGCAACCCACAACUAACAUUUCCACCAUAUGGCAACCCACAACUAACAU